GGAAACUGAUCAUUGCAGGCAGAGCAGUGUACAGGGUUAAUUCUGCUCUCUCUCGCUCUCUCUCUUGCUCUUUCUCUCUCACCGCUCCACAGUUCCAGCGAUGCUGCUCUGACCAGACACUGCCAGAGAAAAAUAAACACAAUCCACAUACUCAUAUACUCACAUGCAGCGGAGAGGGCUGCUGCUCUUUUGUCUCCUCUUUCUUACACAGACACUCUGUCUAAUUACAAACAAUACACUUCUGCCUCGCAGUUGACAGAAGACCCGGAGGAGGAUACAGCAGGAAUGUGACUGAGGCGCUUCUUCUGAAAAACAUCUGCCUUGAGGACUCCUCCCUCAUCCUCUCUUGGUGGUUCCCUCUGGCUCUGCAGAAGUGUGUGACGCCCCGCUGUGUGUUGCUGCCCGGGGAAUGCUCAGCGGACGGGUAAACGAGGACUGAACACAAUGAGCAGCCAGGACAAAUGGGUCACACUGACCCCAGCUGAAUUUGCCCUGCUACAAGAAUACACUCAGUACUCAACCAAGAAGCUGAAGGAUGUGCUCCAGGAGUUCCAUGGAGAUGGUGUGUUAGCUAAAUACAAUCCAGAGGAGGAGAUUGACUUUGAGGGCUUCAAGGUCUUCAUGCAGACAUUCCUGGAGAGCGAACUCCCCGAAGAGUUCUGUCAACAUCUCUUCAUGACGUUUAGCAACAAGGGACCCAAACCCAGUCCCUCCUCUUCUGACAAACCCAGAGUCUCUGGGCUGAAGCUGAUCAAAGGCAACGCGACCCCUCUGAAGACGACUGCACUGCCCCAACCUCUGGACACGGUGCAGUUAAAGGACAUUGUGUGUUACCUGUCUCUGCUGGAGGGCGGGCGUCCUGAGGACAAGCUUGAGUUUAUGUUUCGCCUCUAUGACACUGAUGGAAACGGGUCUUUGGACAGCUCGGAGCUGGAGCACAUUAUCUCCCAGAUGAUGCAUGUAGCCGAGUACCUGGAAUGGGAUGUGACCGAGCUGAAACCAAUCCUCCAAGAUAUGAUGCGGGAGAUCGACUACGAUCACGAUGGCACAGUGUCACUGGGGGAGUGGAUCCAGGGAGGCAUGACCACCAUCCCACUGCUGGUCUUGCUGGGCCUGGAGACGAAUGUGAAAGAUGACGGGCAACACGUGUGGAGACUGAAGCACUUCAACAAGCCGGCCUACUGUAACCUGUGUCUCAACAUGCUAAUUGGACUAGGGAAGCAGGGACUGUGCUGCUCAUUUUGUAAGUACACAGUCCACGAGCGCUGUGUGGCUCGGGCUCCGCCGUCUUGCAUCAAAACCUAUGUCAAGUCCAAGAAAAACACAGAGGUAAUGCAUCAUUUCUGGGUGGAAGGGAACUGCCCCACCAAGUGUGACAAGUGUCACAAAACCGUUAAGUGUUACCAGGGCCUGACUGGGCUCCACUGUGUGUGGUGUCAAAUCACGCUCCAUAACAAGUGUGCCUCCCAUUUGAAACCUGAGUGUGACUGUGGACCCCUGAAGGAUCACAUCCUGCCCCCAAACUCAAUCUGCCCCGUCGUCCUGGAAAGGCAAUCAACGCUCAGGAAAGACUCCCGGUCCAGCCAGUCGAGCCGGGGGAAAAUGCAGCGAGCCAACUCGGUCACAGUGGAUGGCCAAGGACUGCAGAUCACAACAAUAGAGGGCACUCAUCCUCUGUUAGUGUUUGUCAAUCCGAAGAGCGGGGGGAAGCAAGGAGAGAGGAUUUACAGAAAGUUCCAGUACCUUCUGAACCCGAGACAAGUGUACAACCUGGCCAAGAAUGGACCCAUGCCAGGGCUGAACUUCUUCAGAGAUGUUCCAGAUUUCAGAGUGCUGGCCUGCGGAGGGGACGGCACUGUGGGCUGGAUCCUGGACUUCAUAGAUAAGGCCAACCUGGACAGGAACCCCCCCGUGUGUAUACUUCCUCUUGGCACGGGCAACGACCUGGCAAGAUGUCUGCGAUGGGGAGGAGGCUAUGAGGGCGAGAGCUUACUGAAGAUCAUGCGCGACAUCGAGAACAGUUCGGAGGUGAUGCUGGAUCGCUGGAAGUUUGAAGUCACAGCCACAGACAAGGAGGAGCGAGGGGACCCAGUGCCUUACAAUAUUGUCAACAACUACUUUUCCAUUGGAGUGGAUGCUUCCAUUGCCCAUCGUUUCCAUGUUAUGAGAGAGAAGCAUCCGGAGAAGUUCAACAGCAGAACAAAGAAUAAGCUGUGGUACUUUGAGUUCGGCACUUCGGAGACCUUUUCGGCCACAUGUAAGAAGCUCCACGACUUUCUGGAGGUUGAGUGUGAUGGUGUCACUCUGGACCUCAGCAGCAUCUCCUUGGAAGGCAUUGCCAUUCUCAACAUUCCCAGCAUGCAUGGCGGCUCCAACCUUUGGGGCGAGAGCAAAAAGAGGAAGGGUUACCGCAAGGGGGGCAAAAAGAGCCAACACAAGAGGACACCAGUGCUCGACCCCAAGGAGCUUAUGUUUGCUGUUCAAGACCUGUCCGACCAGCUGCUGGAGGUAGUGGGGCUAGAAGGAGCCAUGGAGAUGGGUCAGAUCUACACCGGCCUGAAGAGCGCUGGGAGACGCCUGGCACAGUGCUCCUCCGUUACCAUCAGAACCAGUAAAUCCCUCCCCAUGCAGAUUGAUGGGGAACCUUGGAUGCAGACUCCCUGCACUAUUGAGAUCGUCCACAAGAACCAGGCUCCCAUGUUGAUGGGAGCGCCACAAUGCCGAAGUUUUUUCUCCUCCGUCAUGAGACGAACACGCAGCGAGAGCAAAGACUGAUCGGUCCAAGGCCUUUCGAGUCCUCACAAGCACCUGGAGAGCAACACGCCACAAGUUGAUCAUCACAGCCCGUUGAUGAAGGGGGGCGGUGUUUGAUGCCUGUUUGACAGCCCAGCGCAAAGUAGCAAACUGUAGGUUCAGUAUGUCGCUUGCAGCAUGGAGACGUCACUGAGUAGCCCUCAUUUAAUGCCGAAUAAGGUGUGUUAAGGCAUGACGCUUCAGUAGACAGUGUGUAGAGUAGUUUAGCUCCAAAAAUACUGAGGCUAUUUUGGGAAGUCAAAUUUGAUAAGUCUGUUUUUAUUUUUGCUGUUGUGAUCUGUGCCAUGUGGGGGGGGGGGGGGGGGGGGGGGGGGGGGGGACGCAGAUGAAUGUGUUUUUGGGGAUAUGAUGUAUUUGUGUAUUCAUAUUUUGCUGCUAUUGAUGUUUUUUAACAUAUUUUUGCAUUUGCCUACUCCCUGAUGCAUGAUGGACAGUGAAAAUGGUUGCUGCUGUUGAAGCUGACAUAUCUGGAGCUUGCAGACGAUCUUAGCCAAGCGUUUAGUAAGAAGUGAAGUUUCUUUGCUCAGCAUUUCUUCAGCGCUUCACUCAUGAAUGGCUUCACGUUGUGAAAAGACAAAGAAUCACGUUUGCUUUCUCUUAAUGGUUCCUGCAAGUCAUCCUUGUCAUGUUUUUGAUCUGCUGAAUUGCUGUACCGUCAGUGGAAAGAUUAGGAAUGAUUAUUGAUCUUCAUAAAAAAAUGCAUGACACUCUUUGUAUUAUGCCACACAAGAGAUUUCCUGACUGUUUCAACAAUUGUGUGCACACUUUGUGUUGCAUGAGUGACCAAGAUCUGUUUUGAUACUUGUGGAGUUGAUCUAAAGUGCUGCUCGGUUUAACCAUAUCAUAAUUAAUAAGAUGGCUGCAUUUUUAUGAGAUCCUGUAUUUUUUUUAACAGGUACUCAUGUACUUUUAAAGU
Etheostoma cragini (Arkansas darter) is the source of this 3730-nucleotide messenger RNA. It is a transcript of the gene dgkb, whose product is annotated as diacylglycerol kinase, beta. The record is from RefSeq and is a predicted model, not a curated record. Lineage: Eukaryota; Metazoa; Chordata; Actinopteri; Perciformes; Percidae. The coding region runs from base 445 to 2775 and encodes 776 amino acids. Gene Ontology annotation, molecular function: ATP-dependent diacylglycerol kinase activity; calcium ion binding. Gene Ontology annotation, cellular component: plasma membrane. The transcript is spliced from 24 exons. Gene Ontology annotation, biological process: lipid phosphorylation; diacylglycerol metabolic process; intracellular signal transduction.